GAUAGAAUUUGAACACACAUUUACUCUUUCAUUUAAUAAUAUUCCUGUAUAGAUAAGGAAAAUGAACCUGAGUACUCCUCAGCUCUUUCUCUAUUCUCACCCCCUUUAUAUUAUAACUUCUUUCUUUCUCUCUCUGUGCAUAAAUAGUACCUUUGAUGACCACUGCUACUAAUCUCUUCUCAGACCUCACAGCUUCCAUAAAUAAAUAACACUAGUACACUGCCCUUUUUCACUAACUUUUCGCUCAUACAACCAUCCCCAUAAAAACUCUCUUUUUUCCUCUUUUUUAUUUUUCAUCUGACUAAGUUACUAGUAGUCUCUGGAAAAUUUAAUUCAUCUCUUCUAUUUUAAAAUAUAAAUACAAUUCUUAAAUUAACCCUAGUUGGAUCCUACUAAAAAAGCUAUCUCAUCAAAACCAAUGCAAAAAUCAUCAUGAUUCACUCAUCAUAUAAUCACUGCUUUAAAUCCAUCUUUUUCACCUUCUUCCUUCCUUCCUUCCUUCCUUCCUUCCUUCCUUCCUUCCUUCAUUCAUUCAUUCCUUCUAUUCUCUCAACUCAUAUCUCACUUAUUAUUCCUUCUCUUCUCUAAGCCUUAAUUAAUUAUCCUCUUUUUUUCUUCUCUCUAGCUAGUAGUACUAUUAUAACUUUUUCAUGUUCACUACUAAUUCAUCACACCCUACAAUAAUGCAAACUUUAUUUUCACCUUUGUUAGAACCAGACCUAUCCUUAAACAUAAGUCCACCUUCUAUUUCAGAUUCUCAAGUCAAAGAAAUGAAAAACUAUGAUAAAGGAUUAAGUACUAAAGCACUUUAUAAUGAUAAUAUAUGUUCAAUAUCAACUUCUGAUUCAGCUAGUAGUGAAAGUGAGUUAAGUCAUGAAAAUCCCUUUAUCUAUCAUCAUCAACAUGUACAUCAUCAUGAGCCAACAUUGAGAUUAGGAUUUGGAAACUCAGAUUUGAUGAAUCCACAUCAUCAUAAUCAUCAUCUUCAUCGUCAUCAAGUACAAGAUGUAUCAAGAAACUUCAACCAUCAACACUUCCAACCUCACAUCUAUGGUCGCGACUUCAAGCGAAAUACAAGAGUUGUUAAUGGUGUCAAAAGAAGUGUUAGAGCUCCAAGAAUGAGAUGGACCACUACCCUUCAUUCUCAUUUUGUUCAUGCCGUUCAACUUCUCGGUGGUCAUGAAAGAGCAACUCCAAAAUCUGUGUUAGAAUUAAUGAAUGUGAAGGAUCUAACCCUAGCACACGUCAAGAGUCACUUACAGAUGUAUAGAACAGUGAAGACCACUGACAAAUCAGGAGCAGGUCAUGGUAUGGUACAGACACAAGGGAUUAAUAAUAUUGUUCCUUUGCAUGGAGCUAAUUCUUGUGAGAGACCAAAUUUACCACAAGACAGGACAUGUUGGCAACCAUCAAAAGAGACAAAUACAAACAAUACCUCAGAAAAAUCCGAAAUUGGUUUGAUGUAUUCUCAUUUCAAGGAAAAUGAUACCAUGGUGAAGAGGUUGGAUUCUACCCAAUUGUCACAUUCCAACUCCAUGAUUGACUUAGAAUUCACACUUGGAAGGCCUAAUUGGGAAAAAGACCAAGCUGAAUCAUCAAGAGAAUUAGCUUUUCUUAAGUGUUAAAUUAAUUAAUAAUUAAUAAACACUAAUUAACAUUUCCUUGUUAUUAGUUAAUUAAUGAAUACUACUACUACUACUACUACUACAUUGCUAGGAAAUAUUCCAUGUGAAUGAUUUAAUAUAUCUAUCUAAGUUUUGUAUGAAAAGGAAAUGAGGAAUAUUGAGAUAAAAA
Trifolium pratense (red clover) is the source of this 1794-nucleotide messenger RNA. RefSeq names its product probable transcription factor KAN4. NCBI's taxonomy places the organism in Eukaryota, Viridiplantae, Streptophyta, Magnoliopsida, Fabales, Fabaceae. The coding region runs from base 651 to 1625 and encodes 324 amino acids. Gene Ontology annotation, biological process: regulation of DNA-templated transcription; abaxial cell fate specification. The record is from RefSeq and is a predicted model, not a curated record. Gene Ontology annotation, molecular function: transcription cis-regulatory region binding. Gene Ontology annotation, cellular component: nucleus. The transcript is spliced from 6 exons.